AUGCGUUCCAACGGGGCAUUAUGUCUCGCUGGCGCUUUCCGAUCCCUUAGAAUAUCUCACACCCCGAACUUACAGCCAACGAUAAGACCUACCGCCCCAAUUGUGCCUCAUAAUAUUCAAGGCGUCCAAAAUGUUCGGCUAUUUUCGGCGACAGCCUCUAUGGGCGGCAACUGGCUAGAGCCUAAUAUAAACAGAAAGCAGAAGAUGAUGAAGGGACGAGUACGGGUUGCCACCGGUGGCUCUGUCAAGGGAACCACAGUUGAAUGGGGAGACUAUGGCCUACGGAUGAUUGAUCACCAUCGAAGAAUCAGCGCGGCACAACUCAAGGUCGCCGAGGAUACUAUUAAGCAACGAUUGCGUGGUGAAAAAUAUCGGUUAUACAAAAGGGUGUGCUGCAAUCUUGGCGUGUUCGUCAGCGGCAACGAGAUACGUAUGGGUAAAGGAAAAGGUUCAUUCGACCAUUGGGCUGCUAGAGUGGCUGUGAACCAAAUAGUCCUAGAGCUAAGAGGAAUGAUUCACGAGCAAGUUGUGCGCGAUGCGUUUCGAUUAGCCGGUAACAAACUACCUGGGCAAUGGAAAUUCGUAAAGAAAGGAGAACCUGCUAUAGUUGGAAUUACCAAAUUAGAAGGAGUCACCCUGGAAGAUCUUAAGAGACCGAGACGAAAGGUUUCUGCAGAGUCGGUAGAUCUAGUAUCUCCAACGUUAGCAUCAGAAAGCCAACGCAUACCUCUGGAUCUUCCAUGA
Messenger RNA from Hypoxylon fragiforme, 744 nucleotides. RefSeq names its product ribosomal protein L16. NCBI's taxonomy places the organism in Eukaryota, Fungi, Ascomycota, Sordariomycetes, Xylariales, Hypoxylaceae. Gene Ontology annotation, molecular function: structural constituent of ribosome; rRNA binding. The record is from RefSeq and is a predicted model, not a curated record. The transcript has 3 exons. Gene Ontology annotation, cellular component: ribosome; mitochondrial large ribosomal subunit. The coding region runs from base 1 to 744 and encodes 247 amino acids. Gene Ontology annotation, biological process: mitochondrial translation.